GCCCUUAUAAAGAACAUUUGAAAAGGACUGGCGACCUUCCUCUAUCGACAGACUAUUCUCGAAAGAAAAGACGAGUUGGUGUUGGUGAAUGUAGUACGGGCAAGAGAACGACAUACAAUGAAGAGGUUAUGUCCCCUGAUGCACGUAAUGGACUACCGUUUGAUGAUCUGCAUGAAAAUGAAGAUUAUGUAAAUCAACAGGAACUACUAGACCAUUUAUGUAUUGCAAAUCUUGAUAAUAUUGAUGAUAGUAAUUCAUCGGUUCAAGAAAUUGAUGACAGUGACCAGCAAAGUGAUACAAGCAUAAGCGAUGAUAAUAAUGAUUAUGACAGUAUUGAAGAGCACAAAUCAUCAAGUGUUAGCGAUUUCAAUGAAGGCUCCGAGAAUUUCGAAUCAGAUCAGGAUGAAGAAAAUUUUGAAGAUGAAAAUAUUAAUGUUGAAAAGCGUUGUCCCAAUCAUGACGUACAGUGCCGACAAGUUUUAUAUGAGGGCUGCGAUUUAACAAAAGAAGAAAGUGUACUUCUAAUAAUGAGUGUAGCCUUACGUCAUCAUUUCACUGAUGCAGCAUUACAAUCUUUCAUCCAAACCAUUGAUUGCCAUCUUCCUCGCACAUGUCACGGUUUGAAAUAUCUAUUUUGUAAAUCUGUACCAAAGCAGACUUAUCAUGUAUAUUACUUUUGUCCACAAUGUAUACUUAUUUUACAUGUUGACAAUGACUGCAUUACUGUAAAAUGCGAUAAUUGUUCUGAGCAGUAUAACCCAUCACAGCUCAAAAAAGAUGGAAAAUUUUUAUAUAUAUACCGCUGAAAGAGCAACUAAUCGAGUUAGUUAAUUCUAAGGUUUUUAUGCAAUUUCGACAGGAAAACGAAAAGGAAAGUGACGUUAUCAAUGGUAAAGUGUACCGUAAACUGAAAAGAAAAAAUAUUAUAGGGGAAAAUGACAUUACUAUUCAAUGGAAUACAGAUGGCGUACAACUUUUUAAUUCUUCCCUAUCUUCUUUAUGGCCAAUUUUGGUAACAAUUAAUGAAUUGCCUUAUCGUAUUCGAAAACAACAAAUAUUGCUAACUGGUUUAUGGUUCCAAUCAAGUAAACCUCCAAUGAAUGUUUUUCUCCAACCUUUUCUUGAAGAACUGAUAGAUUUACAUUUUAAUGGCUUUGAAAGCACGACAUUCAUUCACCAAGAACCAAUUCUUAUAAAAGUCCAUACAUUGCUUGCUCCGGUUGAUUCUGUUGCCAGAUCAGCCAUUCAGGGUAUAAAGCAGUAUAAUGGAAAGUAUGGGUGCCCAUAUUGUUAUCAUAAAGGAAAACAAAUUUGUAUAGAACAAAAUAGGCGAAAACGAGUAUACUGUGGCAAUAUAUGUACUUUACGUAAACAGAGCCAUUACGUGCGUCAUGCUGAAAAAAGUCAAGAAAAAAAUAAACCAGUUAAGGGCGUCAAAUGGCCAUCAAUUGUUACACUUAUACCACUGUUUAACGUCAUUUCAUCAUUUCCGCCGGAAUAUUUGCACAGCCUGGCAGAAGGUGUAAUUAAACAAUUUUUGAUGGCAUGGUUUGACUCUAGCAAUCGUGAGAAAGAUUGGUCCUUACGUAAGCACGAAGUGCUCUUUGAUAAAAGAUUAAUGAGCAUGAAACCUACCUCCGAAAUAACUAGAACACCUCAAUCAAUAACACAACGGAGAUUGUGGAAAGGUGCAGAAUACAAAAAUUUUGCUUUAUAUUAUUCUCUCAUAUGUUUAAAAGGGUUAAUGCCAAAUAAAUAUGUACAGCAUUGGUUGUUACUAGUUUACAGUA
Nylanderia fulva is the source of this 1790-nucleotide messenger RNA. The record is from RefSeq and is a predicted model, not a curated record. NCBI's taxonomy places the organism in Eukaryota, Metazoa, Arthropoda, Insecta, Hymenoptera, Formicidae.